GGCGACUUUCUAAAAGGCAAGAAAAUGAGCAAAGUUGAACAAUAAACACAAUUUAAAGUAGGCAUAGUACCCGGAUUGGAAGUGUAUGGCAAAACGUAGGCCGUUCACUUGCCCAUCGCUCUUUCCCAUUGCGGCAUUAAAUUACAAGAGUGGCCCAGUCAGUCGGACAGGUGAGCAGGUGAUCAGGUGAGCUCUGCGACGCGUACAGCUGAUAGAUGUUGGAUUUGGUUUGCAAAGUCUGCAAAGCCCGGUAACAAGCGAUACCGAUAUACCGAUCCACCUGACGGCGGAUGGCCAACAUUAUUUAGUUUUUAUUUUCGCACUUUUUGCAUAAAUUAAAUACAAGUCGAACGCGCGCGCGCGGGCCUCAAUGUCGGCGAUAGCUGGCGGCGAGUUUAGUUAACGUCUUUGCGCGCAGCGGUUCGGUUCGGUACGGUUUCUGGGUAUGGCGUCGCUCUGAAAGGCAAACACAAACAGCGUAACGCAAAUAUUAAUAACAAAUACGAUAUCAAAGCUCUUUUACAAUGUGUGAAGAUUUACCCAGAUCUUUGUUGCUGCCGCUGCUGUUGCAGUCGCUAUUGUUGUUGCCCGCCGCGUUGACUGCCGCGCCGGGCAGAGAAAGCGUUGUCGGGCAGCAGCCGGCGCCGCAGCGUGUCCAUUAUCCGGCUGGUGUGGAUUUCUUUGAGCAUGAGUUCAGCAGCCUGGCGGCAGACGAGUUUGAUCCGUUCGGGCCGGAUAUCGGGGAUGAUGAUCUGGGCAUUGACGAUCCGGAGACCAUGCCGCGCUUGUUCCAGGGCGACAUUGCCAUCGAUCCCUAUACGUACAUUACGCUGCGUCUGGGCGUGAAUCCCAUGCGACAUCCGAAACGCUUGUGGCCCAACGGCACCAUACCCUUUGCGAUUAGCCCGCGCUACGAGAGCAGGGAGCGACAAUCUAUUAUGCAUGCUUUGUGGACAUUCAAUUCGCUCACCUGCAUCCGGUUUUUGCCAUACGAUGGCUAUGUGGAGGAUUAUCUGCUGAUUGAGCCGCCCGAGGAGGGGCCGCAGGGCUGCUGGUCGUAUGUGGGCAAGCGGGGCGGGGAGCAGGUCGUCGCCCUGCAGCGGCCCGACGAGACGAGCGCCCACUGCUUCAGCAGCGAGGGACGCAUCAUGCACGAGCUAAUGCAUGCGAUUGGCAUCUACCAUGAGCAAUCGCGCGCGGAUCGGGACAACUUUGUGAAGAUCCACUGGGACAAUAUUGUGCCGCGUUUCCGUAAGAAUUUCAAGCUCGUCUCGCGCAAGCGGGGCAAAUACGCCUUCGACUACGAUUACAACUCGGUGAUGCAUUACGGCGAGUACUAUUUUAGCAAAAAGAAGGGUCAAAAGCCAACGAUGACGCCGCUGCAGCCGGGCGUCCGAAUUGGCCAGAGGAAGACGAUCAGCCAAAUUGAUUGCCUCAAGAUAAACGAUUUGUACGGCUGUCUGAAUGGUCGGCGUGCCAAAAUGUAUAGGGCGUUUUGUAGUUUAUUAGGUUUGUAGUUGUUGCACUAAUUGUAUUUUUAUUUGAAUCACAUUGAUUUGCUAAUUUAAUAAAUUAUACACAUUGCGAAAUUGCACGCGUUUUUACUGUUUUUAAAUAACUGUAAAGUUGCCACUGCAGAGCGUUGCCACAUUCACAAAUGGCAUUGCGUCAACUUAAUUCCACACGAAAGCCAGCAGGUGGCGCUAUACGCGUUUGAGUAGCGCAAAGUGUCGAGCGACUGGCUCAAUUUUCAAAUAAUUUUGUUAUUCAAUGCUUAUGUAACAAAAUA
Messenger RNA from Drosophila novamexicana, 1789 nucleotides. Its product is annotated as low choriolytic enzyme. The record is from RefSeq and is a predicted model, not a curated record. Gene Ontology annotation, biological process: proteolysis. The transcript is spliced from 2 exons. Gene Ontology annotation, molecular function: zinc ion binding; metalloendopeptidase activity. Bases 525 to 1517 code for a protein of 330 amino acids. Lineage: Eukaryota; Metazoa; Arthropoda; Insecta; Diptera; Drosophilidae.